Serpula lacrymans var. lacrymans S7.9 is the source of this 1006-nucleotide messenger RNA. RefSeq lists its product as uncharacterized. Gene Ontology annotation, cellular component: mitochondrion. NCBI's taxonomy places the organism in Eukaryota, Fungi, Basidiomycota, Agaricomycetes, Boletales, Serpulaceae. The transcript is spliced from 5 exons. The record is from RefSeq and is a predicted model, not a curated record. The coding region runs from base 1 to 603 and encodes 200 amino acids. Gene Ontology annotation, molecular function: 2 iron, 2 sulfur cluster binding. Gene Ontology annotation, biological process: P450-containing electron transport chain; positive regulation of oxidoreductase activity.
AUGCCACCAUAUCUCACCACUGCCCUUCCACUCCGCGUACUCUCUCGCACUACCUUCCUAUCAAAAGCACCACUACGCACCUUUGCCUCCCUACAACAGCGGAUAACAUGCUCCCGUCUUCCUCAGGCUCCGUCUAUGAGCAAUAAAAGCUGGGAUAUGACCGCAACCUUGAUGACAAGAACAAGAGGGAUACACAGCUCUUCUGUACAGCGUCAUGGCUCGUUAACGCGACCUGCACCUGGGACUGGCAUAACCGUCCACUUCAAAGACUCCAAAGGCGCACUCAUAAAAACAAUCGAGGGCAAUGAAGGAGAUGACAUACUGUCGUUAGCGCAUGAACAUGAUAUCGAUCUCGAGGGUGCCUGUGAAGCUUCUCUCGCAUGCUCUACAUGUCACGUCUAUGUCACUCCUCAGCACUACCCCCUCCUCCCAGAGCCAUCGGACGAUGAGAACGAUAUGCUCGACAUGGCGUUUGGUUUAGGAGAGUUCUCACGUUUGGGCUGUCAGGUUCAAUUGACACCAGAGCUAGACGGUAUGGAGGUUCAGUUGCCCAGUGCGACACGCAAUAUGUUCGUCGAUGGGAAGAAACCUACGCAUCAUUAGUGCAGAUUGUGAAUGGUGGUCGUCUGGUAAGGUCGUCAGAGUGGAAGAGGUGAAGAUGUGCAGCUCGGGAUGGAAGGGGUACGACGAAUGAGCAUGGGUGGAAUGGGGAGUAUGAAGGGGUGGAGAUAAGGGAAAUAGAGAAUGUGGCAUUUUGGAAAGCGUGAGGUCCCAGCGGUAGGCGAUGAUGGCCUCCAUCCUAGCCUUUCCCAUUUUCACCCCAUCAAAAUAAUCCUCCAAACUUACAUCUCAUCUACGCUCAACACACUGCAUCGCGUUCAUGCGUGCUCACUGGUCACUGGUGGAUAACAAUAUUUGAUGUGGAUCUGCUUUAAACCUUAGACUGUCCUUGUCAUCGUUGAUUCACGGUACUAAUUCCAAAUAUUUUAUUUACAUAUUGCACUCU